Anopheles merus is the source of this 2465-nucleotide messenger RNA. RefSeq names its product polyubiquitin-C. The record is from RefSeq and is a predicted model, not a curated record. The coding region runs from base 147 to 2432 and encodes 761 amino acids. Gene Ontology annotation, cellular component: cytoplasm; nucleus. Gene Ontology annotation, biological process: protein ubiquitination; modification-dependent protein catabolic process. The transcript has 2 exons. Gene Ontology annotation, molecular function: protein tag activity; ubiquitin protein ligase binding. Lineage: Eukaryota; Metazoa; Arthropoda; Insecta; Diptera; Culicidae.
AGCAGACAAAGUCAAGUUAAAGCAAUACCAGACAAGCAGUGCCACAGGACGGACGCGCAGUCAGGACGUGUGAAGCAGAAUAUCAAUUGUACUUUGUGGAGAAAAGAAAAUUAUUAUUAUUAACUGUGUUGUGUAAAAGAUAAAAUAUGCAGAUUUUCGUGAAAACUCUGACCGGAAAGACCAUCACCCUGGAGGUCGAACCAUCGGAUACGAUUGAGAAUGUGAAGGCGAAGAUCCAGGACAAGGAGGGAAUCCCGCCAGAUCAGCAGCGUCUGAUCUUCGCCGGAAAGCAGCUGGAGGAUGGCCGCACCCUGUCGGACUAUAACAUCCAGAAGGAGUCCACUCUUCAUCUGGUUCUCCGUCUGCGUGGUGGUAUGCAGAUUUUCGUGAAAACUCUAACCGGAAAGACCAUCACGCUGGAGGUUGAGCCAUCGGAUACGAUUGAGAAUGUGAAGGCGAAGAUCCAGGACAAGGAGGGAAUUCCGCCAGAUCAGCAGCGUCUGAUCUUCGCCGGAAAGCAGCUGGAGGAUGGCCGCACCCUGUCGGACUAUAACAUCCAGAAGGAGUCCACCCUUCAUCUGGUUCUCCGUCUGCGUGGUGGUAUGCAGAUUUUCGUGAAAACUCUGACCGGAAAGACCAUCACGCUGGAGGUUGAGCCAUCGGAUACGAUUGAGAAUGUGAAGGCGAAGAUCCAGGACAAGGAGGGAAUCCCGCCAGAUCAGCAGCGUCUGAUCUUCGCCGGAAAGCAGCUGGAGGAUGGCCGCACCCUGUCGGACUAUAACAUCCAGAAGGAGUCCACCCUUCAUCUGGUUCUCCGUCUGCGUGGUGGUAUGCAGAUUUUCGUGAAAACUCUGACCGGAAAGACCAUCACGCUGGAGGUUGAGCCAUCGGAUACGAUUGAGAAUGUGAAGGCGAAGAUCCAGGACAAGGAGGGAAUCCCGCCAGAUCAGCAGCGUCUGAUCUUCGCCGGAAAGCAGCUGGAGGAUGGCCGCACCCUGUCGGACUAUAACAUCCAGAAGGAGUCCACUCUUCAUCUGGUUCUCCGUCUGCGUGGUGGUAUGCAGAUUUUCGUGAAAACUCUGACCGGAAAGACCAUCACGCUGGAGGUUGAGCCAUCGGAUACGAUUGAGAAUGUGAAGGCGAAGAUCCAGGACAAGGAGGGAAUCCCGCCAGAUCAGCAGCGUCUGAUCUUCGCUGGAAAGCAGCUGGAGGAUGGCCGCACCCUGUCGGACUAUAACAUCCAGAAGGAGUCCACUCUUCAUCUGGUUCUCCGUCUGCGUGGUGGCAUGCAGAUUUUCGUGAAAACUCUGACCGGAAAGACCAUCACCCUGGAGGUCGAACCAUCGGAUACGAUUGAGAAUGUGAAGGCGAAGAUCCAGGACAAGGAGGGAAUCCCGCCAGAUCAGCAGCGUCUGAUCUUCGCCGGAAAGCAGCUGGAGGAUGGCCGCACCCUGUCGGACUAUAACAUCCAGAAGGAGUCCACUCUUCAUCUGGUUCUCCGUCUGCGUGGUGGUAUGCAGAUUUUCGUGAAAACUCUAACCGGAAAGACCAUCACGCUGGAGGUUGAGCCAUCGGAUACGAUUGAGAAUGUGAAGGCGAAGAUCCAGGACAAGGAGGGAAUUCCGCCAGAUCAGCAGCGUCUGAUCUUCGCCGGAAAGCAGCUGGAGGAUGGCCGCACCCUGUCGGACUAUAACAUCCAGAAGGAGUCCACCCUUCAUCUGGUUCUCCGUCUGCGUGGUGGUAUGCAGAUUUUCGUGAAAACUCUGACCGGAAAGACCAUCACGCUGGAGGUUGAGCCAUCGGAUACGAUUGAGAAUGUGAAGGCGAAGAUCCAGGACAAGGAGGGAAUCCCGCCAGAUCAGCAGCGUCUGAUCUUCGCCGGAAAGCAGCUGGAGGAUGGCCGCACCCUGUCGGACUAUAACAUCCAGAAGGAGUCCACCCUUCAUCUGGUUCUCCGUCUGCGUGGUGGUAUGCAGAUUUUCGUGAAAACUCUGACCGGAAAGACCAUCACGCUGGAGGUUGAGCCAUCGGAUACGAUUGAGAAUGUGAAGGCGAAGAUCCAGGACAAGGAGGGAAUCCCGCCAGAUCAGCAGCGUCUGAUCUUCGCCGGAAAGCAGCUGGAGGAUGGCCGCACCCUGUCGGACUAUAACAUCCAGAAGGAGUCCACUCUUCAUCUGGUUCUCCGUCUGCGUGGUGGUAUGCAGAUUUUCGUGAAAACUCUGACCGGAAAGACCAUCACGCUGGAGGUUGAGCCAUCGGAUACGAUUGAGAAUGUGAAGGCGAAGAUCCAGGACAAGGAGGGAAUCCCGCCAGAUCAGCAGCGUCUGAUCUUCGCUGGAAAGCAGCUGGAGGAUGGCCGCACCCUGUCGGACUAUAACAUCCAGAAGGAGUCCACUCUUCAUCUGGUUCUCCGUCUGCGUGGUGGAAAUUAAUUCGUUGAAUAAAGCACAUUGAAUCGUCAUGAA